Molecule: messenger RNA, 1133 nt
Organism: Bradysia coprophila
Lineage: Eukaryota; Metazoa; Arthropoda; Insecta; Diptera; Sciaridae
Product: THUMP domain-containing protein 1 homolog
Biological process (GO): tRNA modification
Molecular function (GO): RNA binding
Source: RefSeq, a predicted model, not a curated record
UCGAACAUCUCCGUCAUAACCACAAAACGUUCUUAUAAAUAAACAACAUAACAUCCAGAAGAUCCAGAACGAACACACAUAAUUUCGUACGUGAAUUUAUUUCAGACUAUCAAACACCAAAGUAGAAGGGAGCAAUGUCCGGUGAACCACAGAGCAAACGUUUGAAAUUGACAGACAAAAAGGGAAAAUGGAAUCACUUUAAGAAACCGAAUCGAAAUGCACGCAUUGAAAUUGGCAACAGAGGAUUCCUGGCAACAUGCAAUUUUCGUGAAAAGGACUGUCGCCGCGAAACGUUCAACAUACUGACCACGUAUGCGGAUCAAUUGUUUGGGACCGGCGAUGAAAAUGACGACGCAUCAUCGAAGAUGCCGGAUGUUGACGAAACCGAAGACGACAUAUCGACCGAACUACAAAAUGAAAUCGAUGCCAUCAAUGCGACGAAUAAGAAAAAAUCGAAUCGGUUCCAGCACCUCGACACGGAAAUGGCUAAUCUGGUGUUCGUGAAAACGACCUUACGGAAUCCAGUAGAGCUGGGCGCCCAUAUUGUCAGCGACAUUGCCAGUACUCGGAAAUCGGCUUCACGAUUUUUGUUGCGCUUCAUUCCGGUCGAAAUCGUAUGCAAAGCCACUAUCGACGACAUAAAAACAGCGGCCGGUAAACUGUUCGACGUUCACUUCCUGAACUGUCCGCCAAAGACGUUCUCGAUCGUCAUAAACAAACGGUACAACAACAGUAUACAAAAGGACAUUAUUAUCGAAGAACUGGCUGGAUUGGUUGCAUUCAAAAAUGUCCAUCACAAAGUCGACCUGAAGAAUGCCGAAUGUUCGGUGAUUGUGGAAAUAUUGAAGGGGAUCUGUUGCCUGAGUGUGCUGCCGAAUUACUUGAAGUGGAAAAAGUACAACAUCACGGAACUUGUUUUGGCGAGCAAAGUUACACCGGUUGCUGCGGGGAGUGACACGGAUGCUGUGGCAGCCGUUGUAACGGCAGAUAGUAAAAGUGAAACUGUGGAAACCAUAGAAAAGGAAGAAGACAAAUGAAGGGGAUUGUGCAUGUGGGCCGCAGUUGUGGCGAACUUUUACAAUUUUUCUUGUAAACUAGAUCAUAAUACAGGCUUCGUUUUCUGUAAAAGCAAA